Molecule: messenger RNA, 4743 nt
Organism: Chiloscyllium plagiosum (whitespotted bambooshark)
Lineage: Eukaryota; Metazoa; Chordata; Chondrichthyes; Orectolobiformes; Hemiscylliidae
Source: RefSeq, a predicted model, not a curated record
CCAGGUUCUAAGGAUCGUUCUGUGUAAUGUGAAUGUAACAGCGAAGUUGAAGGUAUAGAAAACCAUCGGUGAAGAUCAUGGACUUUGUUAUGAAACAAGCUCUGGGAGGAGCCACCAAAGACAUGGGAAAAAUGUUGGGUGGUGAUGAAGAGAAGGAUCCAGAUGCUGAGAAAAAGGAAGAAGAAAGAUUAGAAGCUAUUCGACAAGCAGAGGAAGAACGUGCAGGAAAAUACGCAAAAAUGGAGGCUGAACGGGAAGUAAUGCGACAAGGAAUCCGUGACAAGUAUGGGAUUAAAAAGAAAGAGGAAAAGGAAGCAGAGGCAAUGGCAGCCAUGGAGGCUCAGGCAGAGGGAAGUUUGACACGGCCCAAGAAAGCGAUUCCUGCUGGCUGUGGGGACGAAGAGGAGGAAGAAGAAAGUAUUCUGGACACUGUCUUAAAAUAUCUUCCAGGGCCUCUCCAAGAUAUGUUUAAGAAGUAACAACAUGAUUAUAUGCAAAGUAACUCCUGGUUUUAUUGCUAGGUGUAAACCAUUCUCAUUAUAAAAUGAGAAUUUAUCAUCAUUUCAGCUAAUUAUAAUUUGACUGCUCACCUCUUCCUGUGUAGUGGCAUGGAAACUUCAUCACAACAGAACAUCCAGGGCAAUGCUGUGUCGCAGUCUCGAAAUAACCUAAUCUGAUAAGCCAUGUUUAUAGUCAAAUAAAAUCCAGAUAUUUAAUAGUGAAAAGAAGAAACUUGUAUCUUUUUAUCUAGUUGUGACCACUUUGACAUUACAGGGCUCCAGCUAGCAUUGAUUGUCCAAUUAUUGUUCAUCAUACACGUUAAAUAAAGCAUCAGGUCACAACACUGGGUGAUACCUACAAUACACAGCUAAUUAACCCAGCAUUCGAACUCUGAUUAAACAUUACUAACUCUGUUAAUAUCAACUUGUGGCAAUUUUCCAAUUUUGGAUAGAACUUAUUAAUGAGGUUAAAGCCUGGGAAUUAUGGUGUGUUAUAUCAUGGAAUGAAGCUUAACAUAUCCUUUCAAAUUCUUUUGACCGUUAUGUUGAUAGAGCUUUGAUCUAUUUGUUUAAACAGUUUAAUGUCCCUAAGAAGCAAUAGAAUGUGAUAAUGUUCUGUAUUUAUAUCCUAAUAUUGCAUAAUUUCCACUUCAUUUUUUUAGCAUUUUAUUAUAUAAAUGUAUAUUAAUAUCCUCUUGGAAUCAUAAAUUGUAUUUUCUAAAACAUACUUCAUAGUUCCCAUAUAUUUUUACCUAACAUCAAUGCUAAUGGUGGACAGAGACUUCAUGAAUGUAAACAUUACAGCAUGAUAUAAAUAUCCUGUACAGAAAUAUUCAAUGAUCACCAUACUUUGAGAAUAAAUCAAAGGGUUGUACAAAGUCAGGCGAAAUACAUUAAUUUCGUAAUGUCCUGCUUCUACAGGCUGUGACAUAGGGUGAUGCCAUUAUUAAGCAUCUAGCAUGUCCUAUGAUGCAUCUCAGUUGACUUUGUUAAUAACAGUUAUGGUUCCAUCUCUUAAAUUGAAAACAUUUUGCCAUUUAAAGUGGGAAAUGAGCAGCUAUGUAUUUGAUAAUGCAAAAAAACCCUGUGACUCCAUCAGUUAAAAAAACUCUUGAAUAUCAUGUUAGCUUACAUCUUUUUCAAAAGUGUCACAAAGCAUCAUAAAGUUUUAAAAAUUUCCACUGUUUGCAGAAGCCUGACUUUGUCAAUCAGUUUUGCAGUCACAGCAAACUAAUUAAAACCCAGGCCUUGAAAUAGUUUUGCACACCAAGUAACUAAUCUUUAUCAUACCAAAUCAAAUAGAGACUUUCAAUUUUGUGGCAAUAUUCAGGCUGGGAGGCCAUCAGCUCUGUGCUUCCCUUUCACAGCCAGAGAACGUGUAAAAUAGACCGACGUGAACUGAAGUGGCGUGUCACAACUAGGGCCCAUCAUUGUCAUUCUGUUAUUAAUACAGGAUAUUAUUAUGUCUCCCUUGUCACAUAUUUGGUAUCUGGUGUUUGUCAUGUUAUGUACUAAAACCUGUCAGAAUUGUAAAUAGUUAAUUAUUAUACAAAGUCAAGCCAUUUAAAAUUGAUGUAAGGAAUAGAUCAUAUUGCUGGACAUGGGAUAAUCCCAUGCAAUUAUCACUGUGAAAUUCCAGGGAGUGUGGAGAAUUCUUGUCAGUUGAUGAUUAUUAUGACUUGUUUCAGUCGUUAAAACCACUAUAUCUUGAGUACUGUAUUUUCCUCAUGCCAUACCAGCUGAUAAAAUAUGACUAGUUAAAAUAUUCAUUUUACCAACUAGGGAAAAACCUGUGGUAUUUGAAAAUAUUUUACUGCGAUUAAAUGCCAUAUUUCUCCCAGAACCCUCUAAUGAGACGUGUGUUCACUGUAGAGUUGAAGGUGAAAACUUGAGUUUAGCCUGAACUUGGAGUUAAACCAUAUGUGUCCUAUUCAGAGUGAAAUUGUGCAGGGUACAUACAGCCAUAUGUUACAUUUUGUAGGUGAAAGUCAAAAUGAAUAGGUUUGCAAGGACUGCAGGUAUUUCUGAAUUACAAUUCACCAGAAAGGUCAGAAAAUUGACAGCAUUUCAAUAUUUAAGUAAUGACCCUGUAUUGAAAAAUGACAGUAGACUUAUCAAUAAAAUAAAAACUAAGAACUGCAGACACUGGAAAACUGAAACACAGACAGUAAGUACUGGAGAAACUCAGCAGGUCUGGUAACAUUACAGAUAAAAAAAUACAGUUAACAUUUCAGACCAGUGACCCCUAAUCAGAACAUUUCUCCAGCAAUUUCUGAAUGUGAACUUGCCACAGAGAACCCAUAUGCUACCCACCCUUCCCUUUCCUUCUCACCUCAAUUAGCAUCUUACUCACUCCCAUCCUCCACCACACACCUUCACUCCUGCUUCUUUUGCUCCUCUCUCUCUGCCACUCUAUUUUAUUCCCCUACCCCUCACCCCUAUAAAUUGCACCCUCUUCCCUUUCUUGCACAGGCAUACAUAAUCCAUCCCCCUUCCCUCUCCCUCCUACUUUACACGUGACCCCACCCACUCCCACAGCCCCAGUUCUGAUGGUAUUUUAACCAUUACUGGAUUUUUCUCACAAAAUAAAUGGAAGUAUUGCCUUCAAAUUGAACAGUUUGAAUAUGAUUUCUUUAAAGCAAAUACCUGUACUGUGUUUUAAUUUUAAUUAAACCAAAGAAAAAAAUUGCUCCAGAUUUAUGAUUGAUGAGGUUUUCCAGUUUGUAUCACGUUGAUAUUGGUCAUAAUGAAAAGGAACCAUUUAUCUCAGGUACGGGUUCUUGUUUUGAACAUCUUGCUAAAUGGUCGAGUGUGUCCUUGAGAUUAUUUCACUCACAGCCUUUCUGUAGAAUAUAAGCAAGAUACUGCUUUAAAGAGAAAAAAAAAACAAAUUUAAUUUGAUAAGCUCCACAUGUUUCAACAGAGAAAGCCAUAAAGUAGGCUUGGCAGUCUUAAAUAUUUGCUCCAAAGUACUGGAACACAUAAUAGUUUACAUAAGAAAGUGGCCUAUAACAGGCAUAAGUCUUGAAAUCUAAAUUUUCAGUCAUAAUUUGCUUAUAUUUGUGACUGAGGCAGAACCAAAGCAAUAAUAUUCUACUCUAUCCAGUUAGAAAGGGAGACACUGGGGAUGAUUUUAACCUUUGCUGUCCUUUGGGAGAAUGAAGAGGCUGAGCAGUAGAUGCUGGUUUCACAUCUCCCAGGAUUGUAUUUCCCAUGGAAUUCAGUGUAGAGCAAUAUUUGGGGGUACAUAACCUCAGCAUCCCACGCAGUCCCAAAGGAAUAUCACCUGGGAAUGAGGUUAAAGUGACUCGAUGACAAGCAAAUUACCAUUGGUGAUUAGAAGGGCUAACAGGUAUAAAUAUACUUUAGCCCAGCACUUUGAUUUCAAAAAUCUAAGGCAGAUACUGAUCCAGCAGAGAAAUGUGAUUGAAUUUGAUUUAAGAUUAGAAUUGAACAGUUCCAUUAUUUAUUCAAAUAUAAUUAGACAUUUUUAAGAUCUCAUUGUUUGAUUUCAUUUUAAUUACUUCUGAAGUAAUUUUCACAAAUCUAAUGCUGAAGGGCCAUUUGGGAAACCAGGUUAUAAGCUAACAAGAAUGGCAAAGUAUUAAAUAACAAAUAGGAUAAUAUUAAAAAUUGGAGAGUUUAAAAUAUAAUUCAAGACUGCCAAGCCAAUAAAAAAAUGAGACUGCAAUAUAUCUAUUAAUAUACUGGUCUGUGUGAAAAACCAAUUUGUUUCAAGUUAAUUGUUGUCUUUCAAUGAGGCUGUUACAGUUUCUCAUUCUGGUUUCAUUAUUGUCUCCACUGAAAUACGUUAACCACAUUAAAUUUACUGAUAAAAGUCAAGGUUAUGCUGUAGUUCAAACCUUUGUUGUGUCCUGAAUUGAAAUGUCUGAUACAUGUUCAGUUGCUUUAUCCACAGUCCGUCCAUCAUCAAACAUUUCAUUCAUUCCAUUUUGAAACUUUUUAGGAAAUUCAAUUGGUGCUUCUUGUGACUCUUCAGAGCUUUGUGUUUCGUGUGAAUUGGUGAAUUCUGUGUGAACUGGUGAAUUUUGUUGUGAAGGAUUCGGUUCUGCUCCAGGCUACAUGCAUGUUGUAUUGUCCUAGUAGCAACUUAAAGACUUUAUAACUGAAUAUUAUGUUGAUUUUAGCAGCUGUGACAUCACUGCAUGUUGCCUAUAUAGAAUUUAUUGUAAUGUUCAUCUGUGGUAAAAUAACACAUACAAAUAAAGUUACUUCACUCAAA